Molecule: messenger RNA, 3873 nt
Organism: Xyrauchen texanus (razorback sucker)
Lineage: Eukaryota; Metazoa; Chordata; Actinopteri; Cypriniformes; Catostomidae
Product: 6-phosphofructo-2-kinase/fructose-2,6-bisphosphatase 3-like
Exons: 15
Coding region: 1026-2414 (462 amino acids)
Biological process (GO): fructose 2,6-bisphosphate metabolic process; fructose metabolic process
Cellular component (GO): cytosol
Molecular function (GO): fructose-2,6-bisphosphate 2-phosphatase activity; 6-phosphofructo-2-kinase activity; ATP binding
Source: RefSeq, a predicted model, not a curated record
CAAGUGGAGGCCCCCACCUGGCAAAUCCUCCUACUGUGUUCGUGAUGGUUGGGCUUCCUGCUCGGGGAAAAACCUACAUCUCAAGAAAACUGACACGGUACCUCAACUGGAUUGGUAUUCCCACAAAAGCUCCUGAGAGAUGGUAGAGCCCAGGAACCUGAAUGACUCCAAUGCUGCCACAGUGCUGUUCAGGAAGACUCGUCAUCAUCGCGGAUGAGACCGAUGCAGACAACACCAUGGUCAAACUUCAGGAGCUUGACAGUGGGGUCCUUUGCAGUGCAGUCUUUUGUGUACAGGGAGAAGAGCAGUGGAGAGAGAAUGCAUUCCUUUGGAGCACCAAUGCUUAUAGUGAGGGUCCUGGAUAUGAGUUUUUCCAGUCUCACUAUCUGUCAGAAAGCAGGUGAUCCAGUGACCGAUUUGGGAAGGCAAGGAAAGCUGGGUGAGUUUGAGAGAAGAUCAGGCAUGAUGGUGUUGAAGGCUGAACUGAAGUCCACACAUAGGAUCCUUGCAUAAGUCCCAGGUCUGUCAAGGUGUUGCAGGAUAUAAUGCAGUCAUAUAUUGACAGCAUCAUCCACAGACCUGUUUGCUCCGUAAGCAAAUUGAAGUGAGUCCAGUGAUAUCCUUCAGGUAGGCCAAAACAAGUCUCCCAAACGAUUUCAUGAACACAGACAGGAGGGCAACAGGUCUGUAAGUCCUGUGAUUUGGGUUUUUUUUUGGGGCCGGAAUGAUGGUGUAGCGUUUGAAGCAGCAGGGAACUUCACACUGCUCCAGUGAUCUAUUGAAGAUGGGGGCCAGUUAGUCAGCACAGACUUUCAGACAGGCAGGUUAAACACCGUCUGGGCCUAAAGCUUUCCUAGACUUUUGUUUCCGAAAGGUGUGUGUUAGAGUGGGGCAGUGGUGUGAGACUGGGCUUUUAUUUAAAAUAAAUUAUUUCAUUUAAAAUGAUAAAGUAAAUGAAUGCCAUUUUUAAAUUUUUGCCUAGACACCACUACUUUUUGCAAGAAGGUUGAUUUACACUUUGUUGCAUGUGGGUAUUUCUAGUCUUUAAUGUUGGCGAGUAUCGCAGAGAAGCGGUGAAACACUACAGCUCCUUCGAUUUCUUCAAAUCGGACAAUGAGGAUGCCAUUAAAAUCAGACAUCAGUGUGCCUUGGCCGCUCUGAGAGAUGUCAAGAUUUACCUUACUGAAGAGGAAGGCCAAGUGGCUGUUUUUGAUGCCACAAACACUACAAGAGAGCGUCGGGACAUGAUCCUGGAGUUUGGUGCUGAAAAUGGCUUCAAGGUCUUCUUUAUUGAGUCAGUUUGUGAUGACCCAAAUGUAAUCGCCUGUAAUAUCUUGGAAGUGAAAGUGUCAUGCCCUGACUACCAAGACUGCAACAAGACAGAUGCCAUGGAUGACUUCAAGAAAAGAAUUGAAUGCUACAGAGUAAAGUAUCAGCCUCUUGACCCUGACCAAUAUGACAGAUAUUUGUCCUUCAUCAAAGUGAUUGACGUUGGUCGCAGAUUCCUGGUGAACCAGAUUCAGGACCAUAUCCAAAGUCGGAUUGUCUACUACCUGAUGAACAUACAUGUGCAGCCAAGGUCCAUCUACUUGUGUCGUCAUGGCGAGAGCCAGCAUAACCUUCAGGGCCGUCUUGGUGGAGAUUCUGGCCUGUCUACACGUGGACGAAAGUUUGCAGGAGCUCUUGCAAAGUUCGUGGAGGAGCAAAACUUGAAGGACUUGAAAGUUUGGACCAGCCAGCUGCGUCGCAGUAUCCAAACCGCCGAGGCCCUCAAUGUGCCAUAUGAGCAGUGGAAGGCCCUGAAUGAAAUUGAUGCUGGUGUGUGUGAGGAGAUGACCUAUGAAGAAUUCAGGGAGAGGUUUCCAGAAGAGUAUUCUCUGAGAGAUCAAGACAAAUACUACUACCGUUACCCCUCUGGAGAGUCAUAUCAGGACUUGGUGCAGCGUGUGGAACCUCUCAUCAUGGAACUGGAGAGACAGAAGAAUGUUCUGGUAAUCUGUCACCAGGCUGUGAUGCGCUGUCUUCUUGCCUACUUCCUGGACAAGAGUGCAGAUGAGAUGUCAUACCUGAAAUGUCCACUUCAUACAGUGCUGAAGCUGACCCCAGUGGCUUAUGGAUGCAAAGUGGAAUCGAUCUCUUUGAAUGUAGAGGCAGUGAACACACACCGGGACAGACCAGAGGAGGUAAAGAGAUGCCCGAGCAUGCUGAUCAGAAGAAACAGUGUGACUCCUCUCACCAGUCCUGAACCCAAUAAGAAGCCUCGUAUCGAGGGUCUGGAUGAACCAAUCAUCAGAGAACUGACACCAACUCCGCUCACCCUUUGCUCAACUUCACACGCCACUCUUGCCCUGUCCACACAGAACCUGAAGAAAUGCUCCAUGGAGCGCCAUGAAGCCCCCCAGCUCUGCCUGUGAGAUAUUCGGCUGUAUUGCUUUACUCCGCACAGAAGCAUUUCCUGCCAAGCUGCUUACUCUUUCCUCUUACAGAGGAGUCCAAAAAAAGGACACUGAGUGCCACCUGUGCUUUUCUGUUGAUCCUUUAUGAGUUUGUAAUGAAUGUAUGUGUAGUGUGGUUUGUUCAAGUAUGGAGUUACGCUGUUCAUAUUUGUUGUGUAUGAAAGGAAAUCGGAGCCCAGCGGCAGGGAUUAAAUGUUCAGCUAAAUCAUAUUUUCAACUACCCCCACAUUCUUGGACACCAUUUCCCUUUUUACGUAACCGGAUACAACUUCAUUUUAUUCUGGUCUCAGACAGUUUUUAACACUGAUUCGGUAAGGAUGUGCUCCUGAGCUUUGAAGCCAGAUGCUAAAAGACACCAAAGAUCACCUGCUGUUAUUUCCAGGCAGAUUCAUGUCUAUUCUGCGCACUCUUUAAAAUACAUGCCGCAAAUGAUUGGCACAUUACAAUUGCACAUAGACAAUUUGCAUGUAUUUGUCUUAAUUUCUGAGGGCAGUAAAGAAUCUUGCCUAUUUUGAAUGCUGCUGGCAGUUUUGAAGGCUGUUUUAAAGUUCUCAUGUUUUUGAUUUCAGUUGCAGAAUCAUCUUGUGUUGCAUAUAUGGAUUGCGAGUGUGUUAUUUAUGUAAUGUUUGUUUUGAAGACUAAUGACAAGGUCAGUAUAUAAGGUUGUAAAAGCAGGGUGUUUUAUGUGUUUUUGGAUGGACGAAGUGAAAGUGUUUAUACUUGUUUAUAUUCCAUGCGGUGGAGAUGAGAUUACCUUUUUUUACACUAUUCAUUUAUUAAAUCCCUAGAGUGCCUUGUGCUUGAGAAAUCAGGCCAGUGCUGCCUUUUACAUAUAAUAUGAGAUUUUAAACAUUUCAAUGUAUUUGUAUUCUUAAUUAAAUGUAAAGAUUUUAGUUGGCACGUCAUAUCGUGCAUCGUCUUGCUGCUUGAUCAAGAGAUUAUAGUAUUUGAUAUUGGGUGUAGAGAUACGGUUACCCUUGUAAACCACAAUGUCUACAGUUUGUAUUCCUAAGAGAUUUUCAGUAACAUAUAGAAUAGGAGUGAAACUAUCUAUUUUAUUAUUAUUUUUUUAAGUGUACCGGAUUUAACUAGUAACACUCGCCCAGAAUGACAGAAAAAGCAAGGGAUUAAAUACACAUGUAAAUGUUAUUAUGCUUUGUAAAACAUUUCUAUUUAUCACAUGAUUAGGUGCAAUGUUGUAUAUUGGCUCUUAACAGUAAUGCAUUUAAUUGCUUCUGAUACUUGAACCUUAUUUUUUAAUAUAUUCUAUAUAUUUAUUUAUUUGUACUAGACUGUAUUAACUUGUUUCAAGCACCUUGUUCUUUGAGAUUGUAGAGCAUAUCAACAAGCCUAAUUGUCUCUCUUGAAGAAAGUGAACUAUUUAUAUUGCAUUUAUUGGAUCAAUAAAGAAUCUAAA